This is a messenger RNA of Seriola dumerili (greater amberjack), 3299 nucleotides long. RefSeq names its product phospholipid scramblase 2-like (gene plscr3b). Bases 157 to 1092 code for a protein of 311 amino acids. Gene Ontology annotation, biological process: plasma membrane phospholipid scrambling. Lineage: Eukaryota; Metazoa; Chordata; Actinopteri; Carangiformes; Carangidae. The record is from RefSeq and is a predicted model, not a curated record. The transcript has 8 exons. Gene Ontology annotation, cellular component: plasma membrane. Gene Ontology annotation, molecular function: phospholipid scramblase activity.
UCGGGUAUUUCCUUCUCUAUAUCAUUUCAUUGUUUUCUCUCACUUUUAUAUUUGGGACAGAGAGGACAUCAGCUGCCAAAGAGUCACUGGGAGUGGACCAGGAAGUGUGACCUUGUUUUACUCCGUGCCCAGAAAAACUUAAGCCAGCUCCUCACCAUGUCUGCUCCUGGUUACCCAGACAGCCAGGCUCCCUACCCCAUGCCUCAUCCCGGCGGCCACUCUGUAGCCCCUUAUCCAGUUCCCCCAGGGGGAUAUGGAGACCCGAGCCAAGCGCCUCCACCAGGCUUCAACAUGGGCUACAAUCCAGGCCAACCUCCAGUCAUGUAUCAGCCAGGCCCAGUGCCGGAGUAUGGUGGCCCUCCAGGAGCCAUCUCCCCGGCUCCAGUAGGGGCUCCAGCUGCGGUUCCUGUCGGAGUCCCGCCAGGGCUUGAGUACCUCACACAGAUUGACCAGAUCCUGAUUCACCAGAAAGUGGAACUCCUAGAAGCAUUCAUCGGGUUUGAGACCAACAACCAGUACGAGAUAAAGAACAGUCUCGGCCAAAAGAUCUACAAGGCCAAAGAGAAAAACGACUGCUGCACCAGGAACUGCUGCGGCUCGCUGCGCAGCUUCGACAUGAAGAUCAAGGACAACAUGGACAGAGAGGUCAUCCGCCUCAUCAGACCUUUCCGCUGUGUCUCCUGCUGGUGUCCCUGCUGCCUGCAAGAGAUGGAGGUCCAGGCACCGCCCGGCACCACCAUAGGCUUCAUCAAACAGGACUGGCAUCCUUUCGUGCCGCGGUUCUCCAUCCAGGGAGCAAACAAGGAAACCGUGAUGAAGCUGGAAGGGCCCUGCUUUGCCUGCAACUGCUGUGGGGACGUCAACUUUGAGCUGAAGGGGAAAGAUAGCGACAAGCCCAUCGGUCGCAUCAGCAAGCAGUGGAGUGGUCUUCUGAAAGAAGUCUUCACUGACACGGACAACUUUGGCAUCCAGUUCCCACUGGACAUGGACGUGAAGAUGAAAGCUGUGCUCAUGGGAGCCUGCUUCCUCAUUGAUUUCAUGUUCUUCGAAAAGGUCGGGGAGGCCAACCAGCGCAGCACUGUGUUUUCAUAACAGGAAAAAAAGGAUGGGAAAACAACAGCAUGAGAGGAAGGACUUUCUCCAGUUAUGCAUACUUUGUUCAUUUACUUAGUUUUUCCAUUUGUUUUUUUUUUAAAUCCUUCCUUCACCAAAUUCCAGCUAAUAAGGUGCCAACACUUCGAUCCUUUUAUACACAAAUACGAACCAAUGUGAACUAAUGACCUCUUGAUACCAGGUGUCUGCCAAGAAUUUUUAAAAAAUCUAUCCAAACUCAGUGACUGACACUGACUGCCAUGUUGCCAGUACUCCUCACACUCCUCACAGUCUGUAGACAUUUUGUCUAUUUUUAAACAAGUACUCCAGCUGAGACUUAAUUUCUGCCAAAGAAAAUCAACCCUAUCCCUCUGUCUUUUUCAGUGCCUACAUAAAGAAAUAAGAAGAAAUAUCACCAUACAUAUUUGAAUAUGCUUUAUGCUACACUGGCAUUAACAUUUAAUAUUUAUGCUAUAUGUAUAUCGAUUACUAAUGUACUUGUACUCGUUCUUGUACUCAACAAAGAAACUACGAUAGAUGAAGUUUAAGCGCAUGACUUUCUGUGGAUGUGCCUAGAAGCUGAAUUCAUUGCCUUGUUGGUCCCACACUUUGGUCUAACAACCACUAUUGGUUGGAUUCAUUUUGUAUCAUCAUUCAUGUUCCCUAGAGGAUGAAUCCUAACAACUUUGGUCAUCCCUUCACUUUUCAUUAAGCGCCACCUUCAGGUCAGACGUUUAAUUUGCCCAUUACUUGGGUUUAUGACCAAAUACAUGCAAAACCAAUGAGACUCUCAUUAUCCUCAGUUGAACCUUUUGUCAAGUGAUAAUUAGCAAAUGUUAGUAUGCAAGCAAGCUGAACUAGCACUGUUAACACUGUAAAUACUACACCUGCUUAACACCAGCAUGUUAGCAUUGUCACUAUGAGCAUUUUAGCAUGCUAACGCAUUUAACGUAAAGCUGUGCGUUAGUACAGUAAACUUUUAAUCUUGUUAUACAUGAACACCAUAUAGGAACACAUAUAAUAUAGACUAAUGUAAAAGUGUAGAAUGUAGGAAACCUUGGCGUUAGCCACAGUUAACAGGCUGUUGUUGUUUAGCUAAUAGGGAAGUAGUUGUGAUAGUGAGAGGGAAGUUUAACAGCUUGUAGUCAAAGUUGUGAACACAAGCGUGCUGACAGUAUUUACCUAAGUGCUUUAUCUCUACCUCUCAGCUGCCUUUUUUCUUCCUCAAAGCCCUCCGUGUCUUCAAGCCUAUUGUACAUAAGACAACCAAACUCUGCAACAACCUCUGCUGCAGGAUUAAUCCUCUCAUGUCUCCUCUGUGCUUUAGUUGCAGCCAUGGAGACUGACGCCGAACCUUGCCCUCCAAUUUCUCUAGAUACCACUGUCUUGAACUAGUGCCAGUGUAAUGAUAGAAGAGAGAGACAAUGUGGGUUAAGGUCAAGUGGGAAGACAUUUCAAGUAAAAGGAAUUGAAUUGAAUAAAAAGCAGAAUUUGAGGAUGGUUAAAGUUGAUCCGCCCGGGGAAAACCCAACCAUUAAUGUCUCUGAGGAAUGUGAAUAUGAAGUCGUGAACUCUGUUUUCAGCUCAUUUGCAGGUUGAUGUUUGCAAAUGAUGCUUAUUUCUGUCUAAUGCACCUGUUUUUCUUAAUUUGAUAAUCAUUCUGGUUUUCAUCAUUCUUGAGAAACAACAUGGGUUUGCCCCCGAUGAGGUUUCUUUGCCACUCGUGCUCUCAAAUCCAGACUCUAGUAACUCCAGUAACUAAAUGUGUGUUAUUGCCUGUGUAUAUAUGUAUGCUGCCAUCAGCCUGUGUGCAGUCUGACAUCUGAUAAGGAAAGUGAAAGAAGUAGUAGGAUGUACAGUACAUUUAGGUAUUUGUUUAUUGGGUGAUGCUAAUCUGCAGAAUCUGCUUUUUUGAUGUCACUUACAUCUGCAGCUGUUCACAUCUGUUUCCUAUGUUUCUUGCAAAACAAUUUUGUAUCAUUUUCCGGUAACUCUGGUGUUGUAUGUUUGUUAAAUACAUUUUUUUACAGAAACCAAAAAAAAACUGUAGUUCAAUCGGUAAAACAGAAACAAUAUUAAGCCAUUGUGAGAGUGUUGUGUUCCUUUGCUCUGGUGACUGUCCAGGAAAUUCUGGGGAAGGCCCACAUCUGGUUGUAAUUGGAAAAAAUGAUUGUUGCUUCAGAGGGAAAUACAGUCUCUAAUUCUCA